CUUCAUACUUCGUCACUGCAUCCCCGCUGGAAAAUGAUGAGCUUCUCCGCCCGCAGUAUCAACCAGUCUGGCCACUUUGGUGGUGGUAGAGCCGGCGUAUCCAGGGCACGCAGCGUGGCAGGAGGCGCCGCCAGCGUGAGCAUGUCCUCUACCAGCUUCAACAUGGCAGCCCCUGCGUUUGGCGCCGGAUUCGCAGCCCAACAAGCCAGCAAUUUCGCCGCCAGUGGCAAGGAGACCAUGCAGAACCUGAACGACCGCCUGGGUUCUUAUUUGGAACGGGUCCGAUGUCUGGAGAAAGCGAACAGCGAUCUGGAAGUGAAAAUCCGUGAGUUCUAUGAGAGAAAGUCUGCCAUCAGCGCUUUCGACCCAAGCGGAUAUUAUGACACCAUCAGCAAGCUGCGCUCCCAGAUCCAAGGAGCCACCAUUGAAAAUGCCAGGCAUCUGCUGCAGAUCGACAAUGCCAAGCUGGCUGCUGAUGACUUCAAGAUGAAGUAUGAAGCAGAACUGGCCAUCAGGCAAGGAGUGGAGUGUGACAUUGGUGGACUGCGCAAAGCCCUGGAUGAGCUGACCAUCAACAGAUCUGACCUGGAGCUAGAGAUUGAGGGUCUGAAGGAGGAGCUAAUCUACCUGAAGAAGAAUCACGAGGAGGAGCUUGCUGUUUCCCAGGGACGAAUUGGAGGACAGGUUAAUGUUGAAAUGGAUUCCACUCCACAAGUUGACUUGUCCAAGGUGCUUGCAGGAGUCAGGGAUCAAUAUGAGCAAAUGAUGGAGAAGAAUCGCCAAGAGGUCGAGACCUGGCACAGAGGACAGAGUGAAAACCUCCGCCAGGAAGUUGCAUUAGGCCAACAAAGCUUCCAGGUUAACAAAUCUGAGGUCACAGACCUGAGACGCACAUCACAGACCCUAGAGCUGGAGCUGCAGUCCCUCCUUAACAUGAAACGCGCUUUAGAAGGCACGCUAUCAGAAACAGAAGCCCGAUAUGGAACCGAAAUUGCACAACUCCAGAGUCUCAUUUCCCAAUUAGAAAUUGACCUUCAGCAAGUGAGGUCGGACGCAGAGCACCAAAGCCAUGAGUACAAAACACUGCUGAACAUCAAGACAAGGCUCGAGCAGGAGAUCGCCACCUACAGAAGACUACUGGAAGGAGAAGAUGCCAGCAUGACCUCCGUCUUCAACCAAUCCUAUGUAAAAAUCAUCAGCAAGGAAGAAGCCCAGAGUUCCAGCACAACACAGAUAAAGGUGAAGACAGUGGUGGAGCAAGUAGUAGAUGGGAAGGUGGUGUCUUCCUCCGUGAAAGAGGUGACUCAGAAAGCAAAGACCACCCCAUAAAGGCAUCGAAGAAA
Messenger RNA from Nanorana parkeri, 1343 nucleotides. RefSeq names its product keratin, type I cytoskeletal 47 kDa-like. Gene Ontology annotation, molecular function: structural molecule activity. Lineage: Eukaryota; Metazoa; Chordata; Amphibia; Anura; Dicroglossidae. The transcript is spliced from 9 exons. The coding region runs from base 34 to 1329 and encodes 431 amino acids. The record is from RefSeq and is a predicted model, not a curated record.